This is a messenger RNA of Tilletiaria anomala UBC 951, 4698 nucleotides long. RefSeq lists its product as uncharacterized. Gene Ontology annotation, biological process: regulation of DNA-templated transcription. The record is from RefSeq and is a predicted model, not a curated record. Bases 254 to 4582 code for a protein of 1442 amino acids. Gene Ontology annotation, molecular function: zinc ion binding; DNA-binding transcription factor activity, RNA polymerase II-specific. The transcript is spliced from 4 exons. Lineage: Eukaryota; Fungi; Basidiomycota; Exobasidiomycetes; Georgefischeriales; Tilletiariaceae.
GCUAAAUGGCCACGUGCACACGGUAAUGGUGACAACACAUCCACGGCUCAUCGCCCCGCGCCGGGUCAAUUAGCGUACAUAUUUUACUGCGGGCUGCUCGAGCGCCGGAACACUAUCCAAGGGGACGCUCGCUGCCGGGGGGCGCGCCCACGGGGAGGGCGUCGCGUCUGCGACGCGAUUCGAUUCUAUUCUCGUCGUAUCCUACGCAAGAGCACAGUGACCACGGCUGACGAGCUAGGUCGCGGAUAGCACAAUGUUUGCUUCAUCUUCCGCAUCAGGCUCGGCCUCCAGCCCCGCUUCCUCAUCGGCCUCGCCGGCUGUUGAGCAAAACGGCAACCAGGCUCAAGUCAAGAUGGUAGCCGGGGCCAAGCGGCCGAGGAAGCAGAGGCAGGCUAUUUCUUGCACAGAAUGCAGGCAGAGGAAACUAAAAUGCGACCGCAAAGUACCCGGCUGCUCGGCAUGCAUCAAGCGCAAGCUCCCACCAGGCCGAUGCAAAUUUGGCGACGAGCGCGAUUUCGAGUCACCCGAACAGCGCGAUGCCAGGCUGGCACGGAUGGCCGCCGCGUCCUCCAAGCGCGCAAAGAAGCGACAGGCAGCCGCAGCGGCCAAGGCGGCUGCCGCGGGCGAAUCUUCAGGGCAGGGAGACGUGUCUGGGUGGCAACAGCAUCAGCAUUUACAGCAAAAGAUUGGCGGCCGGUCAGAAGGGAGCGAUGAUGAGCAGAGUAGCGACGAAGAUGCUAGCGACGAAGAUGACGAGGAGGAGGAAGGGGAUGGAGACUUGCUCUCCGCUUUCGCACCGCCGCGCAAGCGCGUCGAAAGCUCCGGCGUUGGCGCUGGAACUGGUGCAGGAGACUUCUACAGCACACCGGGUCAGCCUCGCUCCUCAUUCUCUUCCCAGAAUAGCCACGUGGGCAGUCCACUCCCCGGAGAGUCACGGACCCCUUCCUUGACGCCGAAUACAUCCAUGCCACAUUUUUCUUGCGCUGCCGGUGGCAAUGGGGGCCCUGCACUAUCGGGUCCCCUGCCGGCUGCAGGCGUGCCUAUCCUCAGCAGCGUGGGCGGUGUGCCGAAUCUCGAGGCGCUGCGCUCAGCCGCCGCCGUCGCUGCGCAAGCGGCAGUAGCAGCGGGUGCGGGAGGGAUACCAAUAGGAGGAAGCAACGCAGCAGGCGGGGCAGGCCUAGGCGUCGUACCCACUGCCGCAGCAACCACAUCCGCCUCUACUCAAGCCGUUUCUGCGUCCGCUGCAACAACAGCAGCGGCCAUCGCAGCAGCAGCAUUCCCGUCGCUCUCCGCGGCGCAACACGCGCAGAUCGCAGCGCAAGCGUGCAGCAAUGCGUUCGCCGCGCAUGCGCAGGCGCAGGCGCAGCAUAUUGCCAAAUCUAACAGCGCCCACAGCAUCGCUGCGCUCGUCGCCGCCAUGUCAUCGAGUCGCAAUGGGGUUGCUCCUGCUGGCGCGCUAUCUUGUCCCUCUUCAGGGCACGCAUCACCCUUGCUCGCCGGCACAGCCACCCAAGGUGGGCCUUCUUUACCCGCUGCUGUGGGAGCUCCCAGAGCACUCGGCGCUACCAUGUCCUCGCUGAGGCGGACCGCGCCAGAAGACGUCACGCUCAUACCUGCGCUGGAGUUCGCCCAGGCGCACGAGGUUUCCAGAACCGCUGCCCUCAAGCGCGCACUGUCCCCUGGAAGAUCGGCACGCUCUGCAUCAAGGCCCGGAUCAGGGUUAGCGCAAGGAUCAAUAACAGCUUCUGCUUCUUCCACAUCGUCCACGUCUGCUUCUGCUGUUUCGGCACCCACGAGCAUGCAGCGCAAAGGCCAUAGCCACACACCCUCAUCGCGCACGCAUCCGGAGGAGACGGAUGACCUGAUGGACACGCUGUCCAGCACCGAUACCACAAAUGCUGCGCUCGGCCUGCAGCGGCUCUACGAGAGCGCAGAGACGCUCAGCAUGCUUGCUGGUGGGUGCAGCGCUGGUGCGGGCUCAGGAGCUGCUGUGGGUAGUCCAGCAGGAGCGCAAGCACCAGGCUCGACGACAGGCGUUGCUGCAGAGCAGGAACGCAGCGCCAGCAACAGCAGUGUUGGCAGCGCAGUCAAAGCCGAGCUGACUAGGCAAGCUGCACUUGGCAGCGCUGUUGAAGCUAAGGAAAAUGCCGCUAAUGGCAGGGUUGUAUUUGGCGACAGCGGGGCUGCGAUCGAAACAGGUGGGACAAUAGGGACAGCAGCGGGCCCCUGCCCCGUUGUCGACACAGCGAGUAAGGUAGGGGCCGGUGCAUCUGAAGCGUCUCCUUCCCCUUCUGCUGGAUUGGGAAGGCACGGAUCUCCGUUGGAUCACGCCAGCAACGUCAAGGUGGAGCCGAGUGGUCGCGGUCUCGGUGGGAUGGGCAGAACCACAAUGUCACCAGCCCCGCCGCUUGGUUCAUCCCCGCGCCACCUGGGCGGUAGUGGCAGCGGUAGCGGUAGCCGUACCAUCAACAACUCUUCCCUCGCUGCCAUCAGCGCCGAGUUGAUUUUCCGCGACAGCAUGCUCGAGGCGAGUGCUAAAUCACGCGCACUGGCGCUGUUGCCGGGAAAGCACGAGACUGUGCAUCUGAUGCAGUGCUAUCUGGAGGAACUAGGCGUUGUCAUCCCGUUCGUCCGUCCGGAUUUCGUCAUGAAGGAACUCGAGCUGCUUUAUGACAGCCUGGAAACCAAGACAGGUAGUAAACCUGGCUCGGUCAGCAGCAUCGCCGGCACACCCAUAUUGGCGCCCACGAAGACUAAGAACGAGCAACACCCUCAGCAACAGCAGAGCGCCGCUGCAGUCGUCAACCCUGUCGUCGGGACCGGACCUGGAGCAGGCCUACCGCAUCCACGCCUGACGUUCCUCGCAUAUGUCCUUUUUGCGCUCGGCUCCAUUGCCGAGCUGCUUCCUUCGAGCUAUCUGAUCAGUCACAACAUCAUUCGGAGCUCAGACCAAGUGUCACAGAUGCUGCACGACUGGCAAGAGGCUGCUAUCGGCUGCAUUGACGCAGCAGAGCUCGCUGCAAAUCCUAGCUUAGAAGGUGUGCAGGCUACGCUUGUUGCUGUCAUUGCGCUCGCACACCGGUUCCGGCAUAAGGACUUGCUGCGCCUGCUCGACAGCUCUACGAGGGCUGCGCGCCGGCUCGGGCUCGACCGCCUCGGCUCGGCAGACUCUUCAAUCUCGCCCGGCCCGAGCCCGGAUCUACAAAUUGACCCUGCGAAGCGGACGCUACAGCACUGGUGGAUCGAUCCGGAGAUUGAGAUGUCUUCCGCGAAUCUGGAGAUUGGAAGAGCCGUCUGGAGUGGUAUAUUGAUGGCGGAUUGGAACCAUUGCGGGCUCAAUGGCAGCUACAAUAUCGAUCCGCACAGUUAUACUUCACGUCCGCCGAUGGCCCCAGCCCGACCCGAAUUCAUCAGGGUCGGUUUCCCUUCCCCCCAUGAUGCAUGGUUGGCUCUGUUGGAGACCGCAGAGAUCGCGCGCAGAUGGCUGGAUCUGACGAAGACGCACAAAAUGCUCGGAACAUCUGUCGACUAUUCCGCCGUGCUCGCGCUUGACGAUGAACUCUCUGCUAUUCUCACGCGGCGCAGCUGGACGGAAAAGGAUGCUGAUCUGACCUUUGGCCAGCCGCAAGUUGCCGAGUCGGACGACAUCAAGAGGCUGAGGCGACAGGCGUCGCUCAUCCGAUCCUCCGUCUACCAUCGUACGCUCAAGUUGCAUUGCACAUUCAUGUCGCUCGGUUACCGCAAUCCGGGCGAGUACGGUCCGUCGGUUCGCAGAUCUUUGGAGAGCGCCAACGCCCUCGUGGAAGAGGCAAGGACGAUAAGUCAGCGCGGUUGGCUGUCAUCAAGAGAUCGAAUCCAAAAGUACUAUCUCUUCCAAGCCUGCUUGACCAUGAUCACGGACUUGUGGUAUCGUCCACGCGCACUCUAUCCUGCUAACAGUCUGAGCGGAGGCGGUGAGCUCUUCGCCGGCGCCGGUAUAACAGACGACAAAGCGCCAGCGAGUGAUAGUGAAACGCGCCAGAUGCAAGAGAACCUCAUCUUUAUCAUAGACAGGCUCAAGGACGAAGGCCAGGUGACGGAGGGGUCCGUGCUGCAUGGAGCCAGCGCGAAUCUCGAGCGACUCCUUGCCGCGACUGUGCAGAGGGCUUCGUCACAACCUACGGCAGCGGGCGCAGUCGGACUCUCGCUCAGUAGGCGCAACUCCGAGUACGGCAUCCCAUCUAGUAAAGCUGCAAGUUCCGACGGCGGAGCAGCUACAGAUUCCGUGCUGCCGUCUUCAGCUGCACUGCUACCGUCUGCCUCGGACGGGGAUGGCAUGGUCGAGCUGUUAGAUGCGCACCUUUCCAGGCUGUCCGACAUGACUCCGCAGAACUCGCUGAUGCAUCUGGAUACCAGCAACGGGUUUGCGGAUGGAUUCGGAGGCAGUGUCUCGAACGCAGACUUUGCGGGUUUCAUGAGCGCCGGUAGCAGCAGCCAAUCUCACGAUCUCGGCUCGUUCAUUUCCACGGGCCUUGACUGGGACCAGGCGUGGACGGACUUAUUUGAGACCUUGGAAGGCGACGCGACCGAGCUCGUGGUAUAAUGUUCCGCAUGCAAACUUGCUCUUUGGAGAGUGUAUAAUCUGCCUGCUCUGCCAUCGGGAGAGCAUGGAUCGCAUCUGUUGUACGUGUAACAACUAAUUCUAUGUAAAGCUGCCGC